AAAAGCAAAAGAACAUAAUUUUCUUUGAAGAAACUAAUGAUUCUUCUUCGCCCAUAAACAAAACUAAACUCUUUCAUUCAUUUAUAUUCCCUUCGAUCUCUUCCUUGUUCUUCACCUCUUUCAUUCAAUACAAUCAAAAUGAGUACACAAAUUUGGGGUUUGGUGGCCCUUUUUCUGCUGCAAUCUUUCCUUAUGGGGGAAGCAAUGGCGACGGCGGUGGCGGUGGAGAAGGCAGAGGCGUCAAUGCCAAUGACAACAUGGUCGCCGCCGGAAGGGAACACGACGUUCUUGGACGGAACUUCGUGGUGCGUGGCUAAGCCAGGAGUGUCCCAGAUCGAUCUACAAAACGCGUUGGACUGGGCGUGCGGAUUGGGGAAGGCCGACUGCAGAGCCAUCCAAAAGGGAGGGCGUUGCUAUCAACCGGACACUCUGUUUUCUCAUGCCUCUUAUGCGUUUAAUAGCUAUUAUCAACAGAAUGGAAACUCUGAUAUUGCUUGCAACUUUGGUGGCUCUGCUACUUUAACCAAAAGAGAUCCAAGUUAUGGGAAAUGUGACUAUUCAGCAUCGAGGUCAACGAGCUCAGCACGUUCAAAGUGGAAGAAGAAUGGAAGGCAUGCGUGGCUGAAAUUGGUUGGUGGGAUUUUGAUGGUUAUGAAUUUAAAUUUAUUUUAAUAAUAAAUAGGGAGGGACUUAAAUGCAAAGGGAAAGGAGGGAGGGACUUAAAUGCAAAGGGAAAGGAGGGAGGGGUUUAUUAGCAAUAUUUUGUAAUGUAAAUUUUUAAUUUAGGUUACUUUUAUUCUU
This is a messenger RNA of Cucurbita pepo subsp. pepo (vegetable marrow), 801 nucleotides long. Its product is annotated as glucan endo-1,3-beta-glucosidase 13. Lineage: Eukaryota; Viridiplantae; Streptophyta; Magnoliopsida; Cucurbitales; Cucurbitaceae. The record is from RefSeq and is a predicted model, not a curated record.